Messenger RNA from Leguminivora glycinivorella, 2184 nucleotides. Its product is annotated as nose resistant to fluoxetine protein 6-like. Lineage: Eukaryota; Metazoa; Arthropoda; Insecta; Lepidoptera; Tortricidae. The record is from RefSeq and is a predicted model, not a curated record. The transcript has 13 exons. The coding region runs from base 72 to 1982 and encodes 636 amino acids.
CUUACCAUCGCUGACAACCAGAUCAUCGGUUGUCGUUUUUUCUGUGUUAAUAGUAUUUUUUAAAAUACAUAAUGCAGUAUUUAUUAAUUUUAUUAUUUUUAGUUCAUCAAAGUUCAGGAAUAAUAUAUUCCUUAAAUUUGACAGAAUAUUACAAAUUCCCUGAGUUGUACCAAAUGGAUGACUACGACCCAUGUGUCACCAAACCGGGCGGCCUGUACUGCUUGAUGGACGCUGACUUGUACCCCGGGGAGAAUACAGAACUCAUGGGGACCCUCAGGGAGUACUCGGAAUAUAGAAUAAAGCAUUUCAACCACACUCAAGUGCACAGAGCUCUAUGCGUUACUAAAACCUGUAAAGAUUUCAUACAUGACAGAAACUUAGAAAUAGAAGAGGACCUAAAGUUGACCCUUGAGGAAUGCCUUAAUGCUUCCUUGUGGAGUGAAUACAAACUGACCGCUAGAUUGACAAAUAUAUUAUCUUGCAAGAAACAUGGAGAAAAGAGAUACUUUGACAUCGGAGAUUAUAUAAUGGCGGCUGUUUAUAUUGUUUUGAUAAUACUUAAUGUAUUGGGAACUGUACAUGACGAACUUAAAGGAAAAACUACAGGAAUCCCCUUCUUACUGGCAUUCUCGUUGAGAAAAAACUGGCGAAGGCUGACAGCACCAAGCAGUGCCAUCUCCGAUCACAGACUGCGGAGGCUGAAAGUCAUCGAUUCAUUGAGGUCUUUGACGAUAUUCGGCGUGUUUUCGACCCAUACUGCGUUGGCCAUUAGCUUCUCUUACAUUAAAAACCCUUAUUAUUUUGAAACGGCAUACGAUGAUAUUAAGAAGCUCCUCCUCAUCACCGGUCCUGUGGUGACGUACACCUUCUUCAUGAUGUCUGGGUUCCUGGUAGCUUUCAACGUUGAGCUGCAGGCUGAGAAGAGGAAGAUCACGCUGUGGGACUGGCCGAAAGGCGUGCUGCUGCGGUAUCUGAGACUAACCCCGUGCCUAGCCCUCGUGAUGUUCACGAUCAUGACCGUGAACCGGCACUUCGGCGACGGCCCGCAGUGGGACGUCGUGGUCACGGGCGAGUCGAGGGCCUGCAACCAAUACUGGUGGGCCCAUCUCCUGUACAUCAACAACUAUAUCUACGAUGACUCGCAGUGCCUGCCUCAGGGUUGGUACUUGGCAGCAGACACGCAACUCUUCGCCCUGGGGUUGCUAGUAUGCGUGUUAUGCCGCCAGCCUCGCUCUCAGCUGUUGGUGAUUGGUUCUCUGGCUGUCAUAUCGCUGGUGAUACCAGCUGCUUAUACUUAUAUACAGGACUACGAUGCGAUAGCUUAUCAGUCUCCUGAAUUAUUCCGGACUGUGUACAAGAACUACGACACAUUCCGCACUAUGUACAUCGGAGCCCACACCAACCUCUCCACCUAUGUGGUGGGCCUGGCUGGCGGCCUUCUAACUUUCCGCUGGCUCAAAAACGAGAAGGAGUCCUCUAAUAUGUUCAAGAGACAUCGCUGGGUAAUCUGGCUGCUCGUACCAAGUGGCUUCAGCUGCGUGUAUUCGAGCGGGUUCCUCUACAUCGAUGGGUACCAGCCCUCCAUGACCACCAAGGUCCUCGUGGCUACGAUCAGGAAGCCCGCCAUGCAGCUCAUCAAUGUUACAAUUCUGAUGGGGUGCGUCUUUAAGGCAGAAAACAUAGUCCGGGGUCUGCUAGAGUGGCGUGGCUUCACGUGGAUCGCCCGGGUCUCAUACAGUGCGUUUCUGAUACACACGAUCAUCCAACGUGGUAUGAUUGGCACACAGAGGCUUCCGACUUACGCCUCUGAUAUUUACAUGGUAAUGAUCCUGGCAGGAACAGCGUUUCUGUCCCUCGCCGGAGCAGUACUCCUUUGGCUGAUGGUGGAAGCUCCCCUAGCAACGGUCGUCAAGAACAUCUUCGUACCAGCUAGGAGGGAACCAGUCCGGGAGGAAAUUACGGAAGAGACUACCAAAGUCUGAUCGUUGGACAAAUCUGUACCUUAUAGAGAAUCUACUACAGAUUUUUUGACGUUUUAGGAAAUGUUACUUGAUAACUUAAACGUCACGGAAAUUUAUAUUUUUCAGUACAGAUGGUGCAUGCAAUGGAAAUUGUAUUUUAUGCAACAGGCGUUUAAAGGAGGUCAAAAACAGACGAGGCGAAGCCGAAAAUUGUUAAUAAAGA